Durotheca rogersii is the source of this 2182-nucleotide messenger RNA. Its product is annotated as fungal-specific transcription factor domain-containing protein. Gene Ontology annotation, biological process: DNA-templated transcription. Gene Ontology annotation, cellular component: nucleus. Bases 631 to 2106 code for a protein of 491 amino acids. Gene Ontology annotation, molecular function: DNA binding; zinc ion binding. The transcript has 5 exons. NCBI's taxonomy places the organism in Eukaryota, Fungi, Ascomycota, Sordariomycetes, Xylariales, Xylariaceae. The record is from RefSeq and is a predicted model, not a curated record.
GAACGCAAGACCAAGGCAAGUUGCUGAUCCUCGGCGCCUCCUCCGUCAUUCCCGCUUCCCCCUCUCUCAUCCUCCCCGCCAUGCCUCUCUUCGUCCCUCUGCCGGAGUGCGCGUCACCGACGAAUCGCAUUCUGCCGCCUCCCAUUUCUGCGUCGCCUGUGUAUACCUAUCCCCGUCGCCGUCGGUGCAAUCCGUCUCCCUACUGCCUCUGCGGCUGCGUCGGUAUCACGUAGCACCGCGCAGGAGACGUGCGCACCACGUGCGACAGCGCGCACCCGUCAGUCGCAGGCUGAACAAGAUCCAAGCCGCCGCCCCCUCGCGCCUCUCCUUUUUAUCCGCAUCUGCCCGCCCCGAUCCCGCUUCCGCGCCAGAACCUGCUGCUGACAUGUCCUAUCUCGAGUCUAUAGUGCGAUAGGGGACGACCUCACUGUCUAGCAUGUUAGUCUAUUGCAGCCAUUUUCACCUAUAUGUAUCGCCUAAGGCGCACCCCCCUUCGACGCAUGCUAACAUAGCUCCCCUCCUCCCCUCCUCCCCCCGCCUUCAGGUAUCAAACGCCAAACCGAGUGCAAGUAUGCGCAUGUGGCAAACCUCCUCGAGGAGACGUCGCGGCCGGCUAUCAAUGGCCGCAGGAUGACAAAGCCGCCAAAGAAAAAGGUGACGAUGAGUGGAAUGAAGCCCGCCGUUCCGAAUAUAGCAGACAGAGGUAUGCUAUCCGGUCGGACAGCUUCUCGUGGGUCCGUCGCGUCGUCAAGAGGGCUCCUCUCUAACGUAUCUACAUCCCGCCCCACAGCGUUCAACGUCUUCGGGAUAGGCGCGGAGCAUCCCUUUGCCAACUACUGGACUUGCGAGGGCGGGCUCCCCGAAGUCAUCGGAGUCCUGCCCGACAAGUUACAGGCCGACAUCUUGUUGAGCCAGUACUAUGAAUGCGUGGACCCCAUCUACCCCAUCAUAGACCGCCACGCCUUCUACCUCGAAUAUGAGCAAUUCUGGGCGCUGCAGGACGCCGAGAAGACCGACGCCGCCUUCGUCGGUCUUCUCUUCACCAUGAUGGCGUUAGGCACCCAGUUUGUCUCGACAACCAAUGCGAGGGACCGCAAACAGACGUCCGAAUUCUACGCCUCGGCCGGCAACCAGGCGUUACGCAUGAUGUCGUACCUGAAUACGGCGUCGCUGCGCUCCGUCCAGGCUAUGGUGUUGAUCGGUUACUUCCUGAUCAACGACAAUCACGCCUCGGACGGUUGGGCUUUUUCCGGCUUAUUACUGAGGCAAGCUUAUGCGAUGGGCCUGCACAGGGACCCAAAUCUCGUCAUCCCCAACGGGAGCGCGUUCGAAAAGCAACAGCGGCGUAAGCUCUGGCAGGCCGUCCUCGUCCAGGACACCUUCCUCACCGUGCUGCUCUCGCUGCCCCCCAACGCGACGCAUACGGACGUCAAGGUGGACGACUUCGUCGACGACCCUACGGGCGCGGAGCCGGACCUGACCGAUGCCGCGUACCUGCGCGGGACCUGGAUGCUGGCGAACCUGGUGCAGGAGACGAUCUCGAGCCCGCGGUCGCUAGACGUGCCGAUAUGCGCGACGCAGCGGCAGAAGUCGAAGCUGGUGGCGGACUUCCGGGCGGUGUACCGGUCCUUCCCAGACGUUUUCCGGUCGUGGGAUCAGGAGAGCAUCGCACAGCUCGCGUGUACGAACAAGCGGGCGGUGCGGCAGACGCUCUUCCUCAGCAGCAACUACUACCACAAUCUCAUGCUCGUGCACGCGUCCGAGAGCGCCGACGUGCCGGUUAAUGUGCGCGCGACGCUCGAAGCUGCCCACGAGGCUAUCGCCAGCUUUUUUGUCCUCUUCACCCUCUUCGACACCGAGGCCCGCGUCUGGUGGGUCUUCCACCACCGCGCGUUCCUCGAGGCCCUCUGCAUCGGCAACGUCCUCCACGAGGCUGCCCAUGACCCCUCCGCGGCCGCUGCCGACCAGUUCUUCCGAGACCCCGUGUUCGCUAGGGCCAGGGCCGACAUAACCCGCAUGGUCCAGAUCCUCAAGGUAAUGGCGGACGGCGAACAAGGCACCGAGGACGCCAGGACGCGGGUGGCCGUACUGAGCGAGUUCCUGUAGGUGACGUUACGACAUUAUCCAAAAAAGGGGAGGGAAGAAAAGAAGGGGGUAUACAAGUAACGGUAACCCCUGCCAC